AUGACAGCCGUAAUUCCAUCCUGCUUCAACGCACAUGCGUUUUCUCUCCUCUUAGGGGCCCUGUUUUCUGUUACAAUGGAUCGAGAUUUAGAACAGGCUCUGGAUCGCGCAGAGAAUAUCAUUGAAAUUGCCCAACAGAGACCUCCUAGAAGGAGAUACUCACCUAGGGCGGGAAAAACUCUGCAGGAAAAACUUUAUGACAUUUAUGUAGAAGAAUGUGGAAAAGAGCCUGAGGAUCCUCAGGAAUUGAGAAGCAAUGUAAACUUGUUAGAAAAGCUUGUUAGGAGAGAAUCCUUGCCAUGUUUACUGGUCAAUCUAUACCCAGGCAAUCAGGGGUAUUCUGUGAUGCUCCAGAGAAAAGAUGGGUCCUUUGCAGAGACCAUUCGACUCCCUUAUGAUGAAAGGGCAUUGCUCGACUACUUGGAUGCAGAAGAAUUACCCCCUGCUUUGGCCGAUGUCCUUGAUAAAGCUUCAGUUAACAUUUUUCAUAGUGGGUGUGUCAUAGUAGAAGUUCGUGACUACAGGCAGUCCAGUAAUAUGCAACCUCCUGGUUACCAAAGCAGGCAUAUUCUCCUACGUCCAACAAUGCAGACUUUAGCCCAUGAUGUGAAGAUGAUGACAAGAGAUGGCCAGAAAUGGAGCCAGGAAGACAAGCUGCAGCUUGAGAGCCAACUGAUCUUAGCGACAGCUGAACCACUGUGUCUUGAUCCUUCUGUAGCAGUCGCCUGCACUGCAAACAGGCUGCUGUACAACAAGCAAAAGAUGAAUACCGACCCGAUGAAACGGUGCCUCCAGAGGUAUUCGUGGCCCUCUGUAAGGUCACAGCAGGAGCAGUCUGACUAUCCACCUCCUCCUGAGCUGAGAGUGUCGACUUCUGGCCAAAAAGAAGAAAGAAAAGCAGGUCAGCCUUGUGAGCUGGACAUUGCUAAAGCAGGACGUUGUGUAGACAUGUGGAAACGUAGAUCCUGUGAUUUGGCUGUGCCUUCGGCAGUGGAUGUGGAGAAACUUGCUAAAGGGUGUCAGCCUGUCACAGCUGCUGAGCCACAGCUCUCAGUCUGGCCAGCCCAGGAGGUAGAAGACCCUUUCGGAUUUGGAUGGGAAGCUGGCUCUCAGGCCUGGGACACCAAGCCAAGCAUCAUGAAGUCGUUUAAUGAUCCACUUCUCUGUGGUAAAAUACGGCCCCGUAAAAAAGCCAGGCAGAAGAGCCAGAAGUCUCCCAGGCAGCCCUUCCCAGAUGACCAUGCAGCUGGUCUCAGGCCUGGGUCAGAGACUGAUACUGGGAGGGCAGUGAGUCAGGCCCAGGAAUCGGUGCAGAGCAGAGCCAAAGGUCCAGGCAAGGUGUCACACAGCUCCAGUGGCCCAGCCAGUGUCAGUCAGCUGUCCUCAUGGAAAACACCAGAACAGCCUAAGCCUGUGUGGGUCCAGUCUUCAGUAUUGGGGAAGGGAGAGAAACAUCCACCUCCCCAAAACCAACUUCCCUCAAGCUCAGGAAAGAACUCCUCAGGUACCAGUUUUCCCCCACAACAGGCAGGCAGCUCUCUUAAGCGUCCUUUUCCUGCUGCUGCUGCCGCUUCUGCUGCUUCUGCCGCGUCUCCUGCUGCUGUAGUUGCUGCUGCUGCUCCUGCCGCUUCUCCCACUGCUGCUGCUGCUGCUGCUGCUGCUCCUGCUCCUGCUCCUGCUCCUGCUCCUGCUCCUGCUCCUGCUCCUGCCGCUCCUGCCAGUGCUCCUGCCACUGCUCCUGCUCCUGCUCCUGCUCCUGCUCCUGCUGUAGCUGCUGCUUCUGCAGCAGCAAGUCAUUCUCAGAAGCCCUCUGUGCAUUUCAUUCAAGUUAGCAGGCCCUAUCCAGCUGCCCAGCCCCCCACCAGAUUCAUAAAAAUAGCCCCAGCCUUUCAGGUCAGGACAGGCUCCACUGGCCUAAAGGCCAUCAACAUGGAGGGCCCAGUCCGGGCAGCCCAGGCUUUGGGUAGCAGUUUCAAGCCUGUGCAGGCCCCUGGCUCGGGUGGCCCGGCUCCUGCAGGAAUCAGUGGCAGUGGCCUUCAGUCCUCAGGAGGUCCACUACCAGAUGCAAAGCCCAGUGCAGCACAGGCAUCUUCUCAAGCACCCCUUCAGUUUUUCCUAAAUACUCCUGAAGGUCUCAGGCCCAUGACUGUCCUCCAGGUUCCACAGGGCUCCAUGGUUUUGAGCAGCACGCAGCAGCAGUUCCAUCAGCUGGUUUCCCUGCAACAGCUCCAGCAGCCCACAGCUGCUCACCGUCCUCAGCCAGGGCCACAGGGUUCCGCACAAGGUAUGAGCACUCAAGGGCAGGCCUUCCCUGCUCAGCAGCUUCUUAAGGUGAACCCCACUGGCGCAGGUCGUGGUCUGCAGCCCCAGCCCCAGGCAGCUGUGUUGGGUCUUCUUGGCUCUGCCCAGGUUCCUCAGCAGGGUAUCCAGCUCCCCUCUGUCUUGAGGCAGCAGCAGCAGCCACAGCUGCGGCUGAAGCUGCAACCACGGUCACAGCCGCAGCUGCCACAGCCACCGAAGCUGCAACUGCAGCAGCAGCCACAGCCACAGCAGCAGCAGCCACAGUCACAGCAGCCACGGCGACAGCCGAUCCAGCUCCAGACGCAGCAGUUGAGAGUCCUGCAGCAGCCAGUGUUUUUGGCAACAGGCGCUGUUCAGAUAGUGCAGCCACAUCCAGGUGGGCAAGCAGCGAGCCAGUCGGUAGUGCAGACGAAGGGAGGCAAGCCAACCCCUCCAGCGCCCUGA
Molecule: messenger RNA, 2745 nt
Organism: Chlorocebus sabaeus (green monkey)
Lineage: Eukaryota; Metazoa; Chordata; Mammalia; Primates; Cercopithecidae
Product: transcription factor SPT20 homolog-like 1
Biological process (GO): regulation of transcription by RNA polymerase II
Cellular component (GO): SAGA complex
Molecular function (GO): transcription coregulator activity
Source: RefSeq, a predicted model, not a curated record